AUGCCGAAGGCGACAGCCACACCAUCUCGGGCUCACGCUUCCUCGUCCGAGCCUCUUCGCAGUGCUCAUAUUCUCCGACGGAACCAAGCAUGCCACCAAUGUCGCAGGCGUAAACUGAAAUGCGACGCCAAGAGGCCAUGUUCAACCUGUUUGCGCUCUCAUAAAUAUGCCCUGUCCCAUGCCCCAGCGGGUGCCGAGCUACCCCCUCACCCCGAAUGCACAUAUGAUGAUAUCCCUGAAGAGGAGACCGGUAAGUUAUCUGACGAUCAGUUAAAGGUGCUGGAGAACCGCAUUAGCGAACUUGAAGCAACGUUGUACGAGAAGGACUCAUCUUCUUCUAGCCUACCACGGCCAAACGAUUUGGGCGGUCCGAAUUUUAUCUUCUCCAACGGGAACAGUCCAGACGCGUUAGCUACGGCCCAUACACCAGGAGUUGGCGUAGUCGGAUAUGACCUUUACAAUGCCAACAAGCCUUUCGAGCCAGAUCCAAGGCCGUUUCUCCCUCCGAUGCCGGUGGCAUCUGCAUUGGAUGACCUCGCAGACGUAGCCAGUCUCAUUGACAAUCCCUUGUCUUCUGCGAUAUCUGGCGCCGACAGUUCAACUACAUUGCUUGAUCCCGGAAAUCAAGUUGAUGGUCGAUCUAGUCGUUCUGCGAUGUCUUCUGGUAGUUCCAACGAAGACCUCAUGUUUCUGUCUUGGCCGCGCACGCUUCCAAGCCCUGAACUUGUUCGACAUCUCAUUGAAGCUUUCUUCUCACAUAACGUCGAUGCUGAACGCUUGUUUCACGUUCCGACAUUCUUGACAUCACUGUUGUUACCCCCUACUCAUCCUGAUUUCCCUUCGACCGGUUUGCUACAUGCGAUGUGCGCAAUGGGGAGCAUGUAUACUGCAGCUAUGCCCUCACCACCUUCCAUGGCGACCUUCGAUUUUUCUCCAUACGACCCAUUCACGGAGAAAUACAAAGUGAUUGAGGGCAGGCCCGAUUCUUUCGCCGAGUCACAGGCCAAGUUCGCGACUGUAGCCAUCGAGGACUCCGUGCAUCUGGGUGUGGACCUUUUCCAAGGUGUACAAGCUUUGAUCAUUCUAAGUUGGUGGUAUUGGGCGAACGGCAUGUGGUCAGAGGCGUACAACGGAGCCGCGAAGUCGCUACGUUCGGCCGUUCCUUGCGGGUUGAACAUUUGUCCACCCUUUCACACAAUCGCGCAAUCGUUUAAACCAGCCGCCGUCCUACACCCAGCUGCCACUGUGAUCGAGGACGAAGUGAGGCGCAACACCUUUUGGCUAGCGUAUACUUUGGAGCGGACUCAAGGGUGUGGAAAUGGAUGGGCGAUGAUGCUGGACGAUCAAGAUGUCUCACAGCUGUUGCCUCUCCGUGGCGAUCAUUUCAACAAAGGGGUGCUUGUACGUCAUGAUGACCGACAGUGGUCACACGACAACGAUGUGCUACUCGUCCAUCCUGCUGACCAAACAGAUUCGUUCAUCCUCUAUGUCAAGUCCUCCAUACUACUUUCUCGGGUCAAGAACUUCAACUGUAGAUUCCGUGCGAGACAUCAUACGAAAGAUCCAGCAACGAUGUCCCCAACUAACAGUCCAGACAACACUGGACGCUCGGACUUCACGGACAUCCGCAAGACUCCUGCGUUCAUGGAAUUGGAUGACCUUAUCAUCGCGUUCAAGGCAUCCUUCCCGCAGCAUAUGAAGGACCCAAUGGAGAGUCACGGCGUUGAUGCACAUCUUUUCAUCUCUUUGACGGCGUCACAUCUUGCACAGAUUCUGCUUCACGAAACUCACGCUAUCGUCGGACGAUCGACUUGUGUCUCGUCAAGGAAGAUCUUGACAUCUGCGCGGGCAAUCCUGGACUUGCUGCACGGCGUGUCCUCCACGAGCUACGAUCUGUCACUUCUUGGCAUAUUUCCGAUGAUCUGUUGGUACAUGGCUGGCAGAAUAUUGGUGCGAUUCAUGCGGGUCGCUAUCGAGUUAAAAGUCAAGGAACAGUGUGAUAUUCUACGAGCUGAGAUAGAUUAUAUCCGCGCAAUGAUCACUCGAGUGGGGGACCGCUUCCCCGUUGCUCUACGCUACACGAAAAUGCUCCAAGACUUCAUCACGCAGAACUGUGGUGAAGAGUAUGUGGCUUCCAUGUCUGCUGUUCAUACGUCAGCAGUACCUGACAAGUUCUCUUUCUCUGGAGGCUCGGGAGGUUUGCACGGAUCGUCGCACCCAAUACGCGCCUAA
Sparassis crispa is the source of this 2232-nucleotide messenger RNA. RefSeq lists its product as hypothetical. Gene Ontology annotation, cellular component: nucleus. Lineage: Eukaryota; Fungi; Basidiomycota; Agaricomycetes; Polyporales; Sparassidaceae. Gene Ontology annotation, molecular function: DNA-binding transcription factor activity, RNA polymerase II-specific; zinc ion binding; DNA binding. The record is from RefSeq and is a predicted model, not a curated record. The coding region runs from base 1 to 2232 and encodes 743 amino acids. Gene Ontology annotation, biological process: DNA-templated transcription; regulation of DNA-templated transcription. The transcript is spliced from 17 exons.